Messenger RNA from Carassius gibelio (silver crucian carp), 1381 nucleotides. It is a transcript of the gene star, whose product is annotated as steroidogenic acute regulatory protein. NCBI's taxonomy places the organism in Eukaryota, Metazoa, Chordata, Actinopteri, Cypriniformes, Cyprinidae. Gene Ontology annotation, biological process: intracellular cholesterol transport; regulation of steroid biosynthetic process; steroid biosynthetic process. The transcript is spliced from 7 exons. The record is from RefSeq and is a predicted model, not a curated record. Gene Ontology annotation, molecular function: cholesterol binding; cholesterol transfer activity. Gene Ontology annotation, cellular component: mitochondrial intermembrane space; mitochondrion. Bases 104 to 961 code for a protein of 285 amino acids.
CUUGUCUUGACGGGGCUAUAAAGGGGCAGAAGCAGCCAGCUCUUCUUCAGACUCCACAUUUCACGUGUAGCCACUCGUUCAUCUGUUAAGAAAAAGUUUUAAAAUGUUGCCCGCAACGUUCAAACUGUGUGCUGGCAUUUCCUACAGGCACACGAGAAACAUGACAGGUCUGAGAAAGAAUGCAAUGAUUGCAAUCCAUCAUGAGCUGAACAAGCUUUCCGGACCUGGACCUAGUGUCUGGAUCAACCACAUCCGGAGAAGGAGCUCCCUACUCAGCAGUCGGAUUGCAGAGGAGACGUACAGUGAAGCCGAGCAGUGCUAUGUGCAGCAGGGACAGGAAGCUCUGCAGAAGUCCAUCAGCAUCCUCAGUGACCAGGAUGGCUGGCAAACUGAGAUUGAGAGUGCCAAUGGUGAUAAGGUGAUGAGUAAAGUUCUACCAGGCAUUGGGAAAGUAUUUAAGUUGGAAGUGAUGCUGGAACAGAAGACAGAUUAUCUAUAUGAGGAGCUGGUGGAUAACAUGGAACAAAUGGGGGAGUGGAACCCCAAUGUCAAACAAGUCAAAGUUCUUCAGAAGAUCGGUGAGGAUACUAUGAUCACACAUGAGGUUUCAGCUGAAACAGCUGGGAAUGUGGUGGGCCCACGAGACUUUGUAAGUGUCCGUUGUGCCAAGCGGAGGGGAUCUACGUGCUUCCUGGCCGGGAUGUCCACUCAGCAUCCUGGAAUGCCUGAGCAGAAAGGAUUUGUAAGGGCUGAGAAUGGACCCACCUGUAUUGUGAUGCGACCGAGUGGAGAAGAUCCCAAUAAGACCAAAUUUACCUGGUUGCUCAGUUUAGACCUUAAGGGUUGGAUCCCAAAAACUGUGAUCAACCGAGUACUUUCGCAAACCCAGGUGGAUUUUGCAAACCAUCUCAGGCACAGAAUGGCAUCAAAUGGUGGUUUGGAAGCAGCCGUUGCCUGCUGAUGUCCACAUUUAUACCCUAAAAACACAGAUGACACUACAAGGGUGACUUUUGUCAGGGCCAAGCUCAUCCCACCCAAAAACGGUCACACCCAUUUCAGCCUACGCUUGUAAACAUGUCCCACAGAUAGAAGUUACAUUGUCCAUCAAAGCAAUAUGCCGCUCAAUGUUCAAGCCACGUAACUUAAAAUGUUUUUUACAUGCAUAACUAAAAAUGGAUGCUCGACGUUACUAAUUUAUUGCAGUAGAGAUUUAGUAAGUUUCGAUUUCAACCUAAUGGUAAAUUCAGUCCGCUUCCUCUGUCACCCCCAUUUUGUGGCUUGAACUUCCUUUUAUUAACUCGUAUACUUCUGCAGAACACCACUGACUAUUAUUAUUGGGCUUAUUAGUUCCUAUUUUAACAAUGUUUGUAAAAAAAGAAAA